CUUUUUCUUCUGGAUCUUUAUCUGAAUAAAGCUCUACCUGGUUUAGAGAGAAAACGCAGAAAGCUUCCCAUUUUGCAGAGAAAUCUCGUGCUUUUAUUAUUCGAAGCUAAAAAGCGAACAUGAGAUGAGCAUAUUACUGGAAAUUUUUGGCUUUUUUACGUUCUGUUAAUGCGGAGGAGAAAGAUGUGAAAUAGAAAGCUGCUGUUUUUUGCGUUGCAUCUUGAUUGAUAAGGAAUCUUAAUAUGUAACAAAAUAACUUGUUAGCUGAAAUAUUAUGUGCUCAAUUUGAUUGGACGAAAUUGCCGCAGAUGAACAAGACGAAUAUCACUGUUCUAAUUCGAUACAUUUUGUUGUCUUAAAAUACUAAUGAUGUCUGUUCAUGGACCAAAGCUGAGACUGCUGAUGAAAAGUAAAAUUCGUGGUACAACUGAAAUUCGUAAUACUAUAUGAUGACGUGUGCAAAAUCUAGCUCGAUGUUGAUAACCAUGACACUUUUUUGUAAAAUGCAAUGCGUCCGUGAAUUUUUUUCCUUGUGUAAAAUGUAGUCUGUCAAAGUAGUAGGUGAUGAUCCAUGACAGGCGUCUCUUGGCAUUAGCUUAUCCAUGUCCAAUGAGCUUCUCUACAAAGUUGAACUCAUCUAAUUUUUUUGAUGAUAACUUAUGAUUUGUGUCAAUGUGACUUCGUAUGUACACGCUACUCUGCUUUGCUUCAGUUAAUACUGCAUUUCUGUGCUGUUUGUGGCAAUAUUUUUGUCUCAUGGUCGGAGAUGCUUUGAAUGCAUUGUUGUCUCUCAUAAUACCUUCUUCAGCUGGAUAUGGUGGUUGUUAUAUGAAUUUGUUUACCAACUUUGUCUGUAUUUGUUUUUCCCGCUUGUCAUAUAUCAUUCAAUUCAUUGUUGCUUCUUUAGGUAAGGAGAGGUCAGAGCAAAGCAUCUUCUGUAUCAUGGUUCGAGAAAAAGAUGUUUGCUGGGAGUAUGCCGAAAAGUUAGACGGAAACAAAGUGAGAUGCAAGUUCUGCCUUAGAGUACUGAAUGGUGGCAUUAGUAGAUUAAAGCAUCAUCUGUCUAGACUUCCCAGUAAAGGUGUAAAUCCAUGCGGCAAAGUGAGGGAUGAUGUUACUGACAGGGUCAGAGCUAUUAUAGCGGUAAAGGAAGAGGGAAAGGAAAUUCCCCUUCCCAAGAAACAGAAGCUAGCAGAAGCGAAACCUCCUAUCAGCACUUCCAUGGGUAAAGGUUCAAUCACUUUGGAAGCACCUCCUCCAGUGGUGAAAGUUUUUCCAUCUGUGAUGCCCAUAGGUUCCUCCCCAGCUAGUGACGAAGAGAAUGCAGAGAGAAGUAUCGCCUUAUUCUUUUUUGAAAAUAAACUGGAUUUUGGCGUGGCUCGUUCUUCAUCUUAUCAACAAAUGAUUGAUGCAAUAGGAAAGUGUGGCAGUGGGUUCAUAGGGCCAUCCUCUGAUUCUCUUAAGACUAUCUGGUUAGAUGGGAUCAAGUCUGAAUUAAGCUUAGAAUCUAAAGAUAUUGAGAAAGAAUGGGCCAUGACAGGUUGUACAGUAAUCGCUGAAACAUGGACAGAUAACAAAUCUAGAGCUUUGAUUAAUUUUUUAGUCUCUUCACCUUCUAAAACUUUUUUCCACAAAUCAGUAGAUGCAUCGUCAUAUUACAAGAAUAUCAAGUGCCUUUCCGAUUUAUUUGACUCUGUAAUUCAAGAUUUUGGCCAAGACAAUGUUGUGCAGAUUAUUGUGGAUGAUACUCUUAAUUGCACUGGUUUGGUAAACCAUAUUCUUCAGAACUAUGGGAGUAUAUUUGUUUCCCCUUGUGCUUGGCAAUGUCUAAAUUCAAUCCUGGAGGAGUUCUCCAAAGUAGAUUGGGUUAACAGAUGUAUCUUGCAGGCACAGGCUAUCUCAAAGUUUAUAUAUAACGCUUCGUCUGUUCUGGAUCUUAUGAAAAAGUACACCGGAGGACAGGGGAUCAUUAAGUCUGGCAUCACAAAGCCUGUUUCUGACUUUCUCUCCUUGCAAUCUAUCCUGAAACAGAGGUCAAAACUGAAACAUAUGUUCAAUAGCCCUGAAUUUUCUGCAAAUUCAGCUUUUGCAAAUAAGUCUCAAAGCAUAACCUGUGUUGGCAUUCUUGAUGAUAAUGAUUUCUGGAGGGCAGUUGAGGAAUGUGUUGCUGUUUCUGAACCCUUCUUGAAAGUCAUGAGGGAAGUUUUUGGAGGGAAGCCUGCAGUGGGGUACAUUUACGAAUUGAUGACUAAAGCAAAAGAGUCAAUCAGAACUUACUACAUUAUGGAUGAGAUUAAAUGCAGUACUUUUCUAGAUAUAGUUGACAAGAAGUGGCAGAACAACCUCCAUUCACCUUUACAUUCUGCUGCUGCUUUUUUGAAUCCUAGCAUCCAGUAUAAUCCAGAGGUCAAGUUUCUUGGCUCUAUAAAAGAAGAUUUUUUCAGAGUCUUGGAGAAAUUACUCCCCACGCCAGAAUUAAGACGAGAUAUUACCAAUCAAAUUCUUUUAUUUACCAGGGCAUCUGGGAUGUUUGGUUGUAAUCUCGCAAGGGAAGCAAUUGAUACUGUUACACCAGGGAUUUGGUGGGAACAGUAUGGUGAUGCUGCUCCCAUGUUGCAACGGGUUGCCAUACGAAUACUUAGCCAGGUCUGUAGCAUUUUUACUUUUGAGCGGAACUGGAGUACAUUCAAGCAACUUCAUUCGGAGAAGCGCAAUAAAAUUGAUAAGGAAACAUUGAAUGACCUUGUAUAUAUACAUUACAAUCUCAAGCUAUCUAGAUCUCUUGCAUCAAGGCCUUUGGAAGCAGAUCCCAUUCAACUUGAUGACAUAGAUAUGACUUCUGAGUGGGUGGAGGAGUCUGAGAACCCUAGCCCCACUCAGUGGCUGGAUAGGUUUGGUUCUGCAUUGGAUGGGAAUGACUUGAACACGAGACAGUUUAGUGCUGCUAUAUUUGGUGGUGACCACAUCUUUGGUUUGUGAUCCUGCUUCUCAGGUGACUCUUGGUUAACAAAAUCGUGUUGUUAAACCAGCAGUUGUUAUUGUAGACUGAUGUAGAUGAUCUAUGCAAUGUAGCUUCCCUAUGCGCCAUCUGGCGUCCUUGUAUAGCGCACCGUUUUAUUGGAUAUAUUCUUAUUUUUUAUUGUCUUUUCGUGUU
This is a messenger RNA of Coffea eugenioides, 3154 nucleotides long. RefSeq lists its product as uncharacterized. Gene Ontology annotation, molecular function: protein dimerization activity; DNA binding. The transcript is spliced from 3 exons. The record is from RefSeq and is a predicted model, not a curated record. The coding region runs from base 685 to 2979 and encodes 764 amino acids. Lineage: Eukaryota; Viridiplantae; Streptophyta; Magnoliopsida; Gentianales; Rubiaceae.